AUGGCAGAGGUCCUGAGCCGCGGUUUGAAGAUGCAAGUCACUCAAGAGUCUAUUCUCCCGUUCAAGCUUGGAAGAGGGUGCCCUGUUAUCUCGCACUUGCUUUAUACAGAUGAUACACUGCUUUUCCUUAAUGGCAGUGUCACCUCAAUGAGGGUCACGAAGGAGUUUUUAGACGACUACCAGGUGGGGUUUGGCCAUUCCAUUAAUUUCAAUAAGAGCUCUUUCAUUUGCGGUAGCUCCUUAUCGCCAGCUAGGAUUAGAACUGUAGAGCGGGCCAGUAGCAUCUCUAGAGUAGCCUCCCCUUCCGCCUAUCUCGGGGUGCCUUUGGUGAUCAGCAAGUUCAAAGCAGUGAAUUUUCAGCCGCUAGUGGAGAGGGUAAAGGCCAAGAUUUCGAGUUGGAAAGCCAGAUUUCUUUCUAAGCAGGUUUUGUCAGCCCUGAAAAAGAGGAUAGGUAACUUCCUAUGGGGGUGGUUAGAGGGUAAACGCAAGUUACAUUGGCGUAGGUGGAAAGCGAAUGCGGUUCCAAAAGAGGAGGGUGGCCUGAAUAUUCAUAGGUUAUCAGAUAUUAUGGUGAAAUAUGUGCAAAGUGGUAGCGCUAACGGGCAGCAGAAUACUCCAGCCUUCGCUUCUCCCAUGUGGAAAAAGAUUGUCCAGCUCUUCCCAAGGCUGGAUGAGGUAGUGCAGAUUCAGCUUAGAGCAGGCGACAACAAUUUGUGGUCCUCAAAUUGGACAGGCCUAGGACCUCUCCAGAGGAUUGACGGUAUCCAAAUCCCGCCCGACCUCCGUAAUAUGAAGAUAAACCCCUUCCUGGGUAGAACAGGCCGGUUGCCUCCUUUGGCGGUGCUAAAUAUCCUUCCCCAAGCCGUCACAGACCUGAUUUUUCAAGCUGGCUACUACAUCUCUUAG
Molecule: messenger RNA, 906 nt
Organism: Magnolia sinica
Lineage: Eukaryota; Viridiplantae; Streptophyta; Magnoliopsida; Magnoliales; Magnoliaceae
Exons: 3
Coding region: 1-906 (301 amino acids)
Source: RefSeq, a predicted model, not a curated record